This is a messenger RNA of Octopus bimaculoides (California two-spot octopus), 611 nucleotides long. RefSeq names its product interleukin 17-like protein. NCBI's taxonomy places the organism in Eukaryota, Metazoa, Mollusca, Cephalopoda, Octopoda, Octopodidae. The record is from RefSeq and is a predicted model, not a curated record. Gene Ontology annotation, cellular component: extracellular region. Gene Ontology annotation, molecular function: cytokine activity.
AUGAAGACAUCUAGAGUUCUCUCAAGUAUUGUCAUAUUUCUAUUCAACAUCGUCUUUCUUGUAUCAUCGGCGUCAAUUCCAACCGAGUGUAAAAUACCAGCCAAUCUGAAAGUUGAAUACGAGAGUUUGACCAGUGCAGCCAGUGGCAAUAACUUUUUUCUACCAGCUGAAAUUGCUCCUGUCGGAAGUAAGCAGAACACCCUGACAGACGGAGAUAAAACUUGCCCAACGGCUUCUGUAGCCAGCAGUAUCAUCCGUGAACGUUCAACCUGCCCUUGGUACCUGAACAUCACCCAUGAUUCAACAGUUUUCCCUCCAUCCCGCACCGAAGUUGUGUGUCGCUGUAAAGACUGUUUCGAUUCUGACAGCAACCACGAAUGUGUGAUGGUAUAUACUCCAAUGACUGUCCUUAAACGUAGCGAUGAAUGUGUUGAUGGACUGUACGUGUAUAAACCAAAAGUAAUUCAAAUAGCCACAGCUUGUGCGUGUGCACGAAAAGUCGAAGUACAAAGUGAUGGAAGCGACGAUGAAUACGCGUCGUAAAAACGGAUAGAAUAACGAUGUAUGAAUAUGUAACGCAGACGUUAUUGAAUAUUUUAUGAAAGAUUAAG